AUGAAUAACAAAAAUACAUACUCAGAUAGUGAAAGUGAUGAUAGCGAGAGCGAAGAUGAAGAUUUCAUUAACAAAUUUAAAAAUAAGCAACUUAUAGGGCAAAUUACAGAAUUGUAGAAUUCAAAUACUUAGUAGAAUGAGGAAAUUAGAACUGACUCAGAAAAUUCUGCAAAUGGGUUUAAUUUUAAGUCCAAAAUUUAAGAAUAAACAAAUUAAAAUGGAUGUUUUUCAAGAGAAAACUCUAAUAAUUCAAUACUCAACUCAUAAAAUAGUCAGCCGUUAUAUAUUCCAGCUAAAAAAGUGAAGACAAACAUAAAAAAAAUAUUGUCAGAUGACUCAGAUGAAGAAGACUCUCAUAUGAAGCAAUCCUCUCAUAAUAAUAAAGUUAAAAACUCCGAAUAUAAUAGCAGCUUAAAUAAUUCGAAUUCUUAACUUUAGUCUCGCAAGAUAAUGCAUAGCAGCUCCUAAAAUGGUCAUUCAUUUGAGUCUAAAAUAUAAAAAUAACAAUAAGUAGUUUAAAGAGAGCCAGCAUUUCCUUUGCUAGAAGUGCCAUCCUCUUAAGAAGAUUUAGUAGUUAGCACAAAGAAAUAUAAGGAAGUAGAAGCCUUUUUUAAUGAUUUAGCUAGGGGUAGCAAAAAUAUUUUAUUUUUAUUAGGCAGUUCUGGAAUUGGCAAAAAAACUCUAAUUAGUUAUAUUGUUGAGAAAAAGUUUAAAAUGCAAAUACUUCAUCUAAAUAGAAUGAGAAAAUUGCAGUAAAGUGCAGAUAAUGAUAUGGAUGAUGAAAACUCUAGAGCUUUAACAAAUACUUCUUAUUUAGAAAAUCCAGUUGACUUGCUUUUAUAUGCUUUAAGCAGGUCAUAAAGUGCUAGCUUAUACAAGAAUGAAGUGAUAGUAAUGCAAGAGCUACCAGAAAAUGCCUCUUUUUAUGAUUUAAAAAGAAUAAGCGAAUUUAUAAAUACUAGAUAUAUUAAAUCAAGGAUAAAAAGGAAUCCAUUAAUAUUUAUCCUCAACAAUUCAAUUUAUUCACCUUAUUAGAUAAAUAAGUUAUUUAAAGAUUAGUGUCCAGAGUUUUACAAUAACUGCACUACAGAAAUAAACUUACCUAGACCUUCUGAUAAGGAAAUAUAGCAGUUUAUUUAAAAAUAAAUGAGUAACAAUAUAAAAUUUUAAGCUCUAAGCGGCUAUCAGAGAAACGAAAUAAUUCAAGAUAUAGUUAAUACUGCUAAUGGAGAUCUUUCUAAUGCUUUAAAUUAACUUAGAAUGGCUUCUUAUAGCAAAAUUCCUUCUUCUCUUUCUAUAAAAAAUAAAAAAAAGGGAGAAAAUUAGAAAGAGGCUAAUAAAAAAGAAAAAUAGAAAGAUAACGAGUUCACUAUUUUUCACACUAUCGGAAAAUUUCUCUAUAAUAAGAGAAAAAUGAAAGGAUCUAAGGAAGAUCCAAGAUAAAUGACGAAAGAAGAACUCCUUUCAGGAAAAACCGAGUUUUACUUUGAUCCUUUAAAAAUGAUAUAGCAGAUUAAUUGCAGCCAGGACUUUUUUAGAAACUCUAUUCAACAAAAUUAUUUAGAUUUCUAUGCCAAUAUAGAAGAUGUAGUGAAUUAAGCAAACAAUUAUGUUUUGUGUGAUAUUUUUGAUAGAAUUAAUUUUAAUGAAAAAUAUGAAAUAGUUAAAGAGGAAAAUAGUUAUUUAUCAAGUCUGAUUGUUGGUUAAGGUGUUAUGCUUAAUAAUUUAAAUGGAAAAGAUGUCAAGAAAAAAUACUAAAGUAUAGCAAAGAGUUAACUAAGCAAUUUGGAAACAGAGAAAAGAUAAAGAAAGAAUGCAUUAAAAAAAUAGAUUCCCUAUAUUACCUUAUCUAAAUACGUGUUAGAGUUCAAUCAUCAUCUAAGUAUAAAUCCUUAGGUUCUUGCAUAGGAUUUUGUAAAAUUAAAAGGAAGUUGGAAUCAGCAAAAAUAAAUAGAAGAAAAUACAAAUAGUAUAGACAGUAUAGGCUUUGAUUAAUUAUCUGAUGGAGCUAAUGAGUAAUCUUUGUAAUUUAAUAAACAAAAUGGACUAAUACCUCAAAAGAGCAUAGUUGUGUUUAGAAAAGAAAUUAUAUAGAAGGAAAUAAUUGAAGAUGACAUUGAAGAUUGCUGGUGA
Messenger RNA from Tetrahymena thermophila SB210, 2133 nucleotides. Its product is annotated as rad17 cell cycle checkpoint protein. The transcript is spliced from 10 exons. The record is from RefSeq and is a predicted model, not a curated record. NCBI's taxonomy places the organism in Eukaryota, Ciliophora, Oligohymenophorea, Hymenostomatida, Tetrahymenidae.